Ostertagia ostertagi is the source of this 300-nucleotide messenger RNA. The record is from the annotation of a GenBank genome assembly. NCBI's taxonomy places the organism in Eukaryota, Metazoa, Nematoda, Chromadorea, Rhabditida, Trichostrongylidae.
AUGGUGAACCUGGACGUGUACGAUGGUGCUGAUGCUACCUCAGAUAAGAUCUAUACAUGGUGGUUGUACGAAAAGUUGGAUAGUGCUGCUCCAAGAAUUUUCAUCGACUGGUCAACAUUUGUUGGUCAGAGUUCGACCAAAUAUUUACAAUACCAAAUCAACACUGGAUUUCCAAGCAAUGGUCACGGAUUGGCAGCCAGACAAGCAGUGCCCGCCAAUGGUUUGGACAGCGGCAACUGUUGGCCAACAGACAUCUAUCCAGCUUACAGGAAACCAGUGUAUCAACGUAAGGACUGCUGA